CUCCUCCCACCUGCACAUAAAAGCCAAAUGCAUGCUACCAGCAGCAGAUCAGAGCAGUUUCUCAGUUCUCCACUGUUUUGAGCCAGUGAUCUUCUCUCCUUGGAUCUUGUGUACUCAAGAAAAGAAAAUGCAGAUUGUCAGAAUCCUUCAAAUUUGAUACUCAGCACUUUUAUGAUCUCUUCAUUACUGGAUGUGGAGUCUGGAUAUCAGAAUUGAUAUCGUGAAGGUCUCCUCUAUUAAACUGAGGACCAACCUAAAAUUGACAGAUUAACACUGGGCCUAACACAAUCAGGAAAUCUGUGUCUCUUAGUGUGAAAAGCAACCAACCUGUCCAUCUUCUGCCCUGUCCCAAAACCUCUAUGUGAUGGUCAUGCUGCUCUUCCCCAUGCAGCUGCUGGCAGUGGCUGUCACUGUUUACCUAGAGCUGGUGAGGUCUGCUCAAGGUGGUGCCUACUAUGGGCUCAAGCAGCUGCCACCUCAGGUGCCCCAGUACCAACCCCUCGGACAACAAGUACCUCACAUGCCACUGGGCAAAGAAGGCAUCCCAAUGCAGCACCUGGGCAAGGAGGUGCCCCGCAUGCCCUACGGGAAGGAGUACCCCCAUCUGCCCCAGUACAGGAAGGAGGUCCCGCAGAUGCCCAUGCUCGGCAAGGAUAUGGCUCCCAAGAAAGAGAAAGAAAUUCCCAUGCGCAGUCUGAGGGGUGAGCAAGGUCCCCCGGGUGAGCCUGGACCAAGAGGGCCACCAGGGCCACCAGGAUUACCAGGUCAUGGUGUACCAGGAGCCAAAGGAAAACCAGGCCCUCAAGGAUACCCAGGAAUUGGAAAGCCGGGUUUGCCAGGGAUGCCAGGAAAACCAGGGGUCAUGGGGCCCCCAGGGCCAAGAGGGGAGAUGGGGCCGAAGGGGGAGAUUGGGCCCAUAGGGAUACCUGGACCACAAGGACCACCAGGGCCUCAUGGGCUUCCUGGGAUAGGGAAGGCAGGUGCUCCGGGACUGCAGGGGCAACCAGGGCCAAAGGGUGAGCCUGGGAUGAAGGGGCCACCAGGAAUCCCUGGGAUCCCAGGGCCAAAAGGGGAGAAGGGGAUCGGGAUCCCAGGUUUGCCAGGUCUGAAGGGUCCACCUGGGCUGCCUGGUCCCCCCGGUCCCGUGGGACUGCCAGGGGUUGGCAAACCCGGCAUGGUUGGCUUCCCUGGCCCACAGGGACCCCUGGGCAAACCCGGACCCCCAGGAGAGUUGGGUCUGCAGGGGCCUCCAGGGGCCCCUGGGAUCCAAGGCCCUCCUGGCCCACCUGGUAUUGGCAAACCAGGCCAGGACGGCAUGCCUGGCCAGCCUGGCUUCCCGGGUGGCAAAGGGGAGCAGGGAUUGCCAGGCCUGCCCGGCCCCCCUGGCCUCCCUGGGGUUGGGAAGCCGGGUUUCCCCGGGCCCAAAGGGGAGCGAGGUGUGGGUGGUCUGCCUGGGCCCCUGGGGCCGAAGGGGGAGAAGGGGCACGCGGGGCCACCUGGCAUGGGAGGGCCACCAGGGGAGCCCGGCCAGCCAGGACUGCCUGGCAUCAUGGGUCCCCCGGGGGCUGCCGGUUUCCCAGGACCUAAAGGGGAGGGGGGUGCCGUAGGGGCACCAGGACCAGUCGGCCCCAAAGGGGAACCCGGCCUGCAGGGUUUUCCAGGAAAGCCAGGCUUUCCUGGGGAAGUGGGUGGCCCUGGGCUGCGGGGGCUGCCGGGUCCCACAGGACCCAAGGGGGAAGCCGGACACAAGGGCUUGCCGGGGCUGCCGGGAGUCCCGGGUCUUGUGGGGCCAAAGGGUGAGCCCGGGCUCCCCGGUGCCCAGGGGCUUCAAGGCCCCUCGGGCAUCCCGGGCAUCGCGGGACCCAGUGGUCCCAUCGGCCCCCCCGGGCUGCCAGGGGCGAAGGGGGAGCCAGGCAUGCCCGGCCCCCCUGGCUUCCCUGGGGUAGGCAAACCUGGUGCUGCGGGGCUGCAGGGACCCCCGGGAAAGCCUGGGGCGCUCGGUCCUCCUGGCCAGCCUGGGCUCCAAGGGCCACCGGGCCCCCCCGGGCCACCAGGUCCCCCGGUCAUCAUCCCGCCCACGCCACCAGCCGUGGGACAGUACCUACCUGAGGCGGGGCCAGGAAUAGACGGCUUGAAGCCCCCCUACGGCUAUAAGAGCAAGAAAGGCAAGGCUGGCGGUAUUGUCUACGAGAUGCCCGCAUUCACGGCAGAGCUCCUCACGCCCUUCCCCCGCGUCGGGGUACCCGUGAAGUUCGACAAGCUCCUGUACAACGGCCGGCAGAACUACAACCCCCAGACGGGGAUCUUCACCUGCGAGAUCCCCGGCGUCUACUACUUCGCCUACCACCUCCACUGUAAAGGCGCCAACGUGUGGGUGGCGCUGUACAAGAACAACGAGCCGCUCAUGUACACCUACGACGAGUACAAGAAGGGCUUCCUGGACCAGGCUUCGGGUAGUGCCGUGGUGCAGCUGAUGCACGGAGACAAGGUUUACGUUCAGAUGCCAUCCGAGCAGGCGGCAGGACUCUAUGCCGGGCAGUACGUUCAUUCGUCAUUUUCAGGGUAUUUAUUGUAUCCCAUGUAAAACAAAACAGACACACAUACACAACAGACACACAAAAUAAAAACCUUUCUCCUGUGCUUCUAACUUUUAUACAACAAAAGAUGCAUUUUAUGACCAUUUUGGACCAUCUUGUACAAAACCAAAAAUAAUAAAUACAAAGUUUAACAUUA
This is a messenger RNA of Passer domesticus (house sparrow), 2733 nucleotides long. RefSeq names its product collagen type VIII alpha 1 chain (gene COL8A1). Lineage: Eukaryota; Metazoa; Chordata; Aves; Passeriformes; Passeridae. Gene Ontology annotation, molecular function: protein binding. The transcript has 5 exons. The coding region runs from base 365 to 2584 and encodes 739 amino acids. The record is from RefSeq and is a predicted model, not a curated record.